Messenger RNA from Sabethes cyaneus, 2367 nucleotides. RefSeq lists its product as uncharacterized. The record is from RefSeq and is a predicted model, not a curated record. The transcript is spliced from 3 exons. The coding region runs from base 1 to 2367 and encodes 788 amino acids. NCBI's taxonomy places the organism in Eukaryota, Metazoa, Arthropoda, Insecta, Diptera, Culicidae.
AUGGAACACAUAUCAAUUGUGACAGCAGGUUUGAGCUACGUUCCAGCCGGACUGACGUUCGGCUACCUGCUGAUGCUACCUGCUCAUGAUGGCAUCUACAAGGAGACCAUGUACUGGCCGUUCAUUGUGGCAAUCAUCACGCUGAUCAUCUCGGUGGCGCUAACCAAUGGCCUGAAACUGAACUACCGCAAGUGUCAGUUUGUGCACUUUUACCUGCAACUGGUGGCGAUGUUGUUCUACCUAGCCGCAGGUCUGAUCUUCGUGCUGGUCAAUGACGUCAUUCCCGCUAUCUACCUGGGCGCGUGCGGUCUGGGCUUGACGCUGAUUCCCGGUCUCAGCUACAUACACAUCCGGGCACCGGCCCGCUGGCGGGCCGUGUACAUGUCGCUGUGCUACUUCUGGUUCCUGGCCGGGAUCGGAGCGACCGCAACGAUUUGCCUGCUCGUGUCCGACGACGAAAUCGACACGAUCAUGGCCAUAUGCUUGCUAAGUGCGGCUGUCGCCGUUGCCAUUAUGGUAGCGCUGAACGAGAUGCUGCAGCGCGAGGGAAUCGUUAACUACAAGAAACCGUUGGACUUCGAUACGGACAUUGCGCACGAGAGUGGCAAACUGAUGGGCGAUCGUACGGAGGGCAGAAAUUUAUACAAUAAUUUUACCGCUCCGACCGUGGCGACGGUGUCGGCCAAUGGUGGAGCGGUCCACAAGCAGUGGAACUCUUCGACGGAACAGAUUGUCGCCGGUGGCGAAACGAACAGAAGCAACUACCACAAACUGUGGGUGUUUUACAUGAUUUUUACCAAACUGCAAGGCUUGAUAGCUUUCUAUUAUAUAUUUUUGCAUCUCGGUAUGGUUUACAGUAUAAGCAUAUUCGAGAGUUAUUCCAUCGGUUAUGUAAUUUUCUGGUUCUUAGUUUUGGGUUCACUAAUAGGUACACUUUGUAUGAUUAUUCUCAGCGCAAAGAUAGUGUUUUUGGUGGCUUCUAUGCUGCAUACCAUUGGCCUAAUUCUGGCCGUAUCUUUCUACUAUACCGUGAUGGGCAAUAUCCACAUUGGAGCUUCGAUGAUUGUGUUUCACACCUUCAUUGGAGCGUCUCUAGCUAUCCCAGCAAUCAACAUUUUGGAGUUGUCUCCGUUGAACUUUAACGAAUCAAUCCUGGCAGUGGGUUCGAUCCUAGAGCUGCUGGGAGUAGCAUUGAUUCAAUAUUUCUCCGUCUUGGAUCGUACUUUUUAUCACCCUGAAGAUUACGUAACUGUUGCGGCGCAUUUCAUAGCAAUGAUCGUGCUAAGUGUCAUUUUACAGGUGAUAGUACUGUGGCACAUGCCAAAUACGUUCAAGAAAUCACUUGCCGAAAUCAAUUCCGAUCUAGCCCGAAUGACGUCCUAUUUCGCAUUCGCCCGAAUGAUGGUACCGAUCAGUGGCAACCGUCAACCGAUGGUUAGGGCGUACGAUGAAAGCAUCACUUCCGAGCCGCCGGAAGUGGAAGAAAAACAGUUGAGUACCCGAAACGGCCAUUUGGCCGUUGCUGUUUCUCGAUACAAUGACCGAAGCGACGAAAGUACGGGUAGGGGCAGCCCAUACAAUGAUUUCCCCGAGUCCAGAUACAGUCGACGGCAAGUGAUGGACCGCGAUGUCUCACCGACAUCGGAUCGGGAAGAUCCAUACCUGCAGGAGCAACUUCAGCGUCAGCACGAGCAAAACUACAUUCUUUCCCGGCAACAACACUAUCGACAGCAAGCUCGCGAAUCCCCUGAGCCGCAGCAAUAUAAUUACCGUUCUGAUAGACGUUCCGAAAACCCCUACCAACAACGUGCCUUCAAUCCUCCUCCCCGUGACGAUUACAGUCCCGAACGUCCACCAAGUAGAAGCAGCCAAAUGAACCACCGACCAGGUCCUCCCUUACUAGCCCGCCAGCAAUACUACGAACAGUACAGCCAAGAACGCGUUCAACCUCCGGUGCCAACAAAACCAUCACCCGUGCGUCAAUCACCAGCGUCGUCAAUAAAUAACGAUCCCAAUCCAAUGCCAGUUCCAAUGCUAGUCCGACGAUCGCAGCCAUCGCAAACCGUCAAGUCGGAACCGGGCUAUGCUGCUGCUCGGCCGCGUCUUCAGACGCAGAAAAGUGACGCACCGGCUCCGCCGCCUCUGCCACCGGCGGACUACCUAACCAAAUCGUUGCCGCGAAUCAAACCGGACCGGCCGGGGCGAGACACUAUCCAUCCGGUGCUGAGACCGAAGCCCACCCGGCAACGCGAGGAAAUCAUUCCGGGUGUCGAGUACACCAGCAACCUACGGCCGUCGGAGUUUUUGCGCGAAAACCGACAGUCGAUGUUCUUUCGCGACUCCAUGAUGGCACCCGAUAUGGGCUGA